Molecule: messenger RNA, 2180 nt
Organism: Lymnaea stagnalis (great pond snail)
Lineage: Eukaryota; Metazoa; Mollusca; Gastropoda; Lymnaeidae
Source: the annotation of a GenBank genome assembly
GCUGGCAAUAUUUUCUUCCGGAUGUUGAUAUUUUAAGGAAAGUAUAAUAAUGGCAGCCCCCGGCCAAGGCAUCAUGCAAAUGCAGAAUCAGAUGCCCGUUUCCUCAAUUAUGCAUCAUCAAGUUGGAGUAGUACCGACUCAGCAAAACCCUCAAAUCCAAGCACCACAACCUCAACAGGGACCAGAAACAGAUCCCAUAGCAAAGUUCAAAAACCUGUUACCCAGAUUAAAAGAGUCAUUAGUGGUAGGCGUAGGCCUUGAAUCCUGAAAUAAUAUUAAUAAAUAUUAAAUAUAUAAUUAUGAGUAGCCUACAAGUACAAGUCUGACUUGACUAUGAUAAUUUCAAUUUACAAUUAAUUUUUUGGUAACAAAUUUUUGCCUUUUGAUCUCAUUUCUAUCUUUUAAUCUCAUUUCUAUACUAUAAAAAUAAUUUUAAAUAUAUAAUAUAGUAUAAGUAUAGGCCUAAGCCUAAGGUUUUGUUAAUCACCAAUCAAAAGAAUAUAUAAUUAAUUGUCUGUCACUGUCUAGUUAUAAUAUUGGAUAUAUUUUAAACUAUUUAUUAUAAGUAUAAGCAGUGAUUUAGUUUAAGUUUUACAAACCAUUUACUUUUUAUUUCAUUAUAGAAUCUUUUUAAAACUGGAGGUCAUCUGUUUUAUCAAAAUGCAAGUCAAGAUGAAACUGGGUUUGUUUACUUUUUUUAAAAUUGUAAGUUUGUUAAAAAAAUCAACUUCUUGCAGAAUUAUUCUGAGAAUACUAAUGCUCAACAAUUGAAGCAUGUUUGUUGUUAUUUUUUAAAAUAAAACUCAAUAUUUGACUUUUACUUUUACAGAGCACAGAUGGAUAAUGUGACUGGUAGAUUUGAAAAAUGCCUUGAAGAGUUCUAUGCUUUAUGUGACCAAGUUGAAAUAUAUUUGGUAUGUAAGGGGAUGCACUUUUUUAAUAAUUUUGAGCUCAUAAUUUUUAAUUUAAUAUUUAAUUUAUUGACAAAUUUUAUUUAGUUGAUCAUUUCAUUGGAGUGAAAUAUUCAGGAUAUGACACUUUUGAAGAAUUAAAAAAAAAAUUUUUUUGUUUAAUUAUAGCCUUAACCUUUUUUCAAUCAACUGAAAAAAUAACUUUGUAAAAUGUUGAAAUUGUAAUUAUAAAACUAUGAUCAAGAAGUUUAUACCUAUGUAUUAAAAUCAUUGUGUUUCAGAAACUGGCUCAAGAAGUUAUCCAGCAAGACAAAGACAGUAACCGCAAUACCCCUAACUUGAUACUUCCACAAAAAAUUGAUGCAUCUCAACCAGAGGGCCAGUUAUAUUCACAAUACUUAUCAACGGUCAGAGCACAGAUUAGUUGCGCAAAGGACAUCAGAGAUUUACUACAUGAUUGUUUAAAAAGUUUUCCAGAACAUUCCCAUCCAUAGCAUUAAAGAGAUAUAAAUGAAAGGACAUGAUAGUAUUGAUAGAAAUUCAUUAUCCUCUUACAGUUACAGUCUAAGCCUCCAAAUGUACCUAUCGCCACAUUUUUUUUUUUUUUGCCUUUCCAGGUGAAUUUUUGCACUUUAACUUUAAAACAUGAAAGAUCUGUAUUUUGAGUCCGAUUUUUUAGGUCACAUAACUCACAUUGAUUUUCUGAGAUGGAUUGUUUAAAAGAUUAGUGACACAAUGACAGAAAAAUACUGGUAUUAUAUUCCUACAUCUGCAUGAUUGAGCAUUAAUUUUAUUAAAUUAAUAUGGUUUUUUGAAUUGUUCAAAUAUGGUAUUAUUUAAUUUUAAAUACUUAUUGAAAAUAUUAGUAAUUGUUCUAUUCAUAUUCAAUUUAUAAUUUAUGAGGGUAUUUAAAAAUCAAAUAUAGGAUAACAAUGUCUCAUGCCUGCAUAAAGUCUCAAAAUGUUGGGUUUUUUUUUGCUACCUUACACAAAAAGUAAAUUGGACAAAAUUAUCACUUAACUUUAAGUUAAAUUUAAACUGAUUUGAAAUUUAUACUUAAAGUUAUAAUGAUAAUGUAAAUAAAUGUACAGCUAACUUCAUAAGAAUGUGAAUAAAGAUGAGUAAACAUAGCAUAUAUAUCUUGUUUUCUAGAUUCUGAAAAGAGAUGGGGUCUUGAAGGCUUUGACUCACUUCUGAGCAUUUAGUAAUUGUUGUCUUGUAUGUUUUAAAAAAAAAUCAUUUGACAUUUGUUAAUUAAAAUAUUUGGAU